Messenger RNA from Tetranychus urticae (two-spotted spider mite), 5431 nucleotides. RefSeq names its product cell adhesion molecule Dscam1. Gene Ontology annotation, biological process: cell-cell adhesion. The record is from RefSeq and is a predicted model, not a curated record. NCBI's taxonomy places the organism in Eukaryota, Metazoa, Arthropoda, Arachnida, Trombidiformes, Tetranychidae. Gene Ontology annotation, molecular function: protein binding.
AACACUGUUAGGGAUUAAAUGUCGUAAUGGCCAGUUUACUCAUGAAUAAACUGAUUAGUUUUAAUUAAUUUGUGUGCAUUUGUUUUCCGUUUCGUGUCUUCAUUUUGUAUUCAUCUUUUCCUCACUUUUUUUGACAACUUUUUGUUGUGAUUGAAAACAAAAAAAACUGUUGGUUGACUUUUAACCAACAAUCAGUGUAAAUAAGAUGAAUCUAUUAAUUACAAGUUGGAUACUUUUAAUACCAAACUGUUAUGCCAAUCAAAUAAACUAUAAUCACCAACAAUUGGAUAAUUUUACCAAUGAAAGUGGACUAAAAGUUGACCAACAAUCUCAACCGAAUGGAUUUAAAGUAGUCAACAAAAGAUCCUAUUCACUUUACGGAUCAAACAAUAAGCAAAUCCAAAGUGAACGACUCAAAUUACCAUCAAUGGCUGAACCGCAUAUUGUUAUGGAAGUUAUGGAUGAAUAUGUUGUUACUGGCAAUACUGCUGUUUUCAAAUGCAAUAUACCAAAUUUUAUUAAAGACUAUUUAAUCAUUUCAGCUUGGAUUGAAGAUCAAACCAUGGUUGUUAUUCAAUCACUUUCAAAUUAUGUGAUAAACAUGCAAACACUAGGUGAUAGCAGGUAUCUAAUGUUGCCAACGGGUGAACUUUACAUUCGCCAAGUUGACAGUACAUUGAACCAACGGAGCUACAAAUGCCGUGCAAGACACAAGUUGACUGGUGAAACCUACAUCAGCUCAACAGCGGGUAAACUUAUUGUUUCAGAAUCUCAUAAUGUGAUAAGUCCACGUAUAAGUGAUAUACGAUCUAUUGUGUUGGCUGUUAAAGGUGAUACAGUGAUACUUCCCUGUGUAGCUCAAGGUUAUCCUGUGCCACAUUAUAAUUGGCUUAAGAAAGAGUCAACGGAAAGAUAUUUGACCACUCUUUCACCCAGUUUGAUGGUUGAUGAAAGGAUGACCCGAUUAGAUGGCAUUGUAUUUAUUCAAAAUGUUAAAAUUCAAGAUUCUGGAAUUUAUGUGUGCCAAGUGAAUAAUACAAUUGGCGAGGAAAGAGCAGAAACUAAGCUGCUUGUCCGAGCUCCAUUGUCCGCAAAACUGGUGCCUUCAAGUGAAUCAACUGAUGUUGGAAGUUCACUAUUUCUUAACUGUUCGGUAACUGGCCAUCCAAUAGAUUCAAUAGUAUGGGAGAAAGAUCAUAAACCAAUUAAAGGAGAUUCAUCUGAACUCGGGAUACAUUUAGUGGCAAAAGAUUUGCUUCACAUUGAAUCGAUCAAAAGUAAACACCGAGGAAUAUACCAAUGUUUUGCCUCAAAUGAAUACGAAUCUGUCCAUGCUUCAUCACAAAUAAACAUAAGAGAUGAUCCUCCUGAGUUUAAGGAAACCUUUAAAUCACAAACUUUAGAUCCUGGUCCUUCAUUGUCACUCAAAUGUGUAGCAGCCGGUAAUCCGUUACCACAAAUAACCUGGACUCUUGAUGGUUUUCCAAUUCCAGAAAGCAUGAGAGUUCGUUUUGGUGAUUUUGUAACUAAGGAAAAUUUGGUCGUCAGUUAUGUCAACAUUUCAGAUGUGCGAGUUGAAGAUGGAGGUGAAUACAAAUGUAAAGCUGAUAAUGGAGCUUCAUCCAUUGAACACGGUCAACGUGUAAACAUCAAAGGACCUCCAACAGUUCGGCCAAUGGGAAACAUAACAAUUGUUGCUGGUGACCUUUUACUAAUCAACUGUCCAGUCGCUGGUUAUCCAAUUGAAUCGAUAACAUGGACAAAAGCUGGACAUAGACUGCCCGAUAAUCAUCGACAAAAGGUUCAUGAUAAUGGUUCACUUGAAAUACAUCAAGUUGAAAGCUCAGUUGAUGAAGGUUUUUAUGCUUGCCUUGCUCGUAACAAACAAAACCAACAAUCUGAGUCCAGUUUAUACAUUAGUGUUAAAGUGCGUCCAACAAUAGCCAACUUCUCAUUUCCUGCAAACCUCAGGGAGGGUCAACGAGCAUCAGUAAUUUGCACAGCAGCCAGUGGUGAUUAUCCGAUUCAUGUUAAAUGGUUGAAAGACAAUGUUCCCGUUAACCAUCAACGAGGCAUCAAAGUAUCCCAACUGUCUGACUAUUCAUCAAUCUUGCUCUUUGAAUCACUGGCAUUGGAACACAAAGGCAAUUACACUUGUAUAGCAACCAAUGAAGCUGGAACAGCAACUCACACUGCCCAUAUGAUUAUCCAUGUGCCUCCUCGUUGGAUUAUUGAACCAGUUGACAGUUCAGUUGUCCAAGGUCGAAGUAUAUCAAUAGACUGUCAAGCUGAAGGAUAUCCAAUUCCUCGAAUUCGUUGGACUAAAGGAGAAGGCUAUCAACAAGAGCCACCAACCAAUUUUAAACCCAUUAAUUCGAGUCCACACCUGCUUGUAUUUGAAAAUGGUUCCCUUGCUAUCCAUAAUGCUCAAAAAUCAGACGCUGGUUACUAUUUAUGUCAAACUAAUAACAAUAUUGGAGCCGGUUUGAGUAAAGUAAUUAAAUUAACAGUCAAUGUCGCUGCUCAUUUCGAGACAAAAUUUAAUGUAGUUACCGUUACUAAAGGCGAAGAGGCUCGCUUGCAGUGUAAAUCAAUUGGAGAUAAACCAAUAACCAUAACUUGGUCCAAAGAUAAAAUAAAUUUCACGCCUAGAGAUGAUCCAAGAUAUGAACUUUUCGAAGAAGCUAAUCCAGAAGGUAUGGUUUCUGAAAUACUCAUACGAGAUGCUGAUAGACGUGACUCAGCUCUAUUCACAUGUAACACUUUCAACAGUUUUGGUAAAGAUGAAACAAAUAUCCAAUUGCUCCUUCAAGAGCCUCCGGAUCCGCCUCAAGAUAUAAAAAUUGUUGAUCAUGAUGGAAGAUCAGCAACAGUCUCAUGGUCACCACCUUAUCCAGGAAACAGUCCAAUCAUUGAUUACAUUAUUCAAUAUAAAUUGGAUAAAGAAAAAUGGACAGCAACUAAAGGCUCAUGGAAUGCUAGUGCAUCAGGAGGAGUAACAUCUUAUCGGAUUGAAGGUCUUCACCCAUUAACUCAUUAUCAAUUGCGAAUGUAUGCAACAAAUGCAAUUGGCCGAAGUGAACCAAGCUCAGUAAUUCAUUUUCGUACUGAUGAAGAAGCUCCAGGAGGGCCUCCACUUCAUAUCAAGGCAAUUCCCAUGAGUUCAUCGUCUGUUCGAGUCACAUGGAAACCGCCUAAAAAAGAGUUGACUUUUGGUCCUAUUAUGGGCUAUUAUGUUGGCUAUAAGAUUAAAGAGACUAACCGGGAAGAAACUGGUGGAUCAUAUACUUACAAAACUUUGGAAGCCAAUGAUCGCUCAGUAAACAUGGAAGCUCAAAUAACUGGAUUAACUCGAGCAACAAAAUACUCAAUAACCGUCCAAGCUUUUAACUCGAAAGGUUCAGGUCCAGCAUCUGAAAAGAUUCUUGUCCAAACAUUAGAAAGAGAUCCACCUUCAACACCUAACUUAAAAGUGUCUUCAAAAACGUCCAAUUCAAUUACAAUUACAUGGUUACCCGAGUCUCAAAAUCAACCUGACACGCCAACAGGUUAUAUUGUCUACACGAAACGUUCAAGUUCAGACAAGUGGGAUUCAUCUGAAAUACCUGGAAGUCAAACUUCACAUACAGUAGAAGGUCUGAGCUGUGGAUCUUCCUACCAAUUUUAUAUCGUUGCAUUUGAUGAUAUUGGUAAAAGUGAUCCAUCAAACAUUAUUUAUGUCAAAACUGAAGGUCUUGCUCCAGUUGCGCCAGAUAAACACUCCCUGUUAACAAUAAAUUCCUCUGCCGCCGUUGUUCAUUCCGAUUCAUGGCAUGAUGGGGGAUGUCCAAUCGAUAAAAUGGAAAUAAUGUAUAAAGAAGAGAAAAAGAAAGAAUGGUUAACCUUACCUUUUGUGUUCCCUCCGUCCAAAGAAGAUAAAGAUAUUAUUAUAAGUGAUCUUCGACCUGCUACUUCUUAUGAGCUCAAAAUAAUUGCGACUAAUGAAGCUGGCUCAACUACUGUUUCUCACACAUUCAAAACAAACAGUUUAAUAAGAGCAGAAAAAGGGCCUUUCAUGAUUGGUAAUGAAGCAUCCAAAUCAGCGGUUGAUUCUAGUUCCUACUCUGAAUUAAAUUUAAUCUUACCAACAAUUAUCUCCAUUGGAGCUACUUUUAUCGUUUUGAGUUUUCUUAUUUGUAUACUAUUCUUGAAAAGACGUAAUAAUAACAUGAGCUUUUAUGAAAACCAGGGUCUUUAUGAACCAAGUAAACGUGAACCAGGUAGUGAAUCACUUCGCUUAACGUCGCUGGAUGGGACAUUGAAAAAAUCAACAAAUGGUGCAGCUGCUAGUCUAGAAUCAAGCAAUUACCCAUCUUCAUAUGGAAUGACCAAGAUUGAAUCAGAAAAGGAUUUAUCUGAUGGUCUUAUUGAGACAGAAGUUAAACGAGCAUGUCCUUCGCCCAUUAAGCAGCACGUACAAUUGAAUCAAGCUGAACCAUUAUACGCAACUGUUAAACGCACUCCUCGUCAACCACGAACUGAUGUACACGUCUACAAUUAUCCAAUUACACAAGCCACAUCAGAUUCUGGAUGUGCCUCAGAAGCUUCAUGGCAAAGUAUGUCAUUAGCCGGACAACCUAACCAAGGAACAAUCAACACAAACACAUUGUUACGAUUCCAUGAAGUAAAUGAUGAAAAAACUUUGACAGCAAUACCAAUUACUGCUGCUAGUUAUGCGACUUAUAUUGAGCGUCAACCCAUUCUGGUUUGUCAACAACAGCGCUACAAUAAUGGCAGCUACACACGAGGACCGAUUCCCCAAUAGUAAAAGUUAAAAGAUGCUCUUGUCAUUAAAAAGCUCAGAAAAUAAUUUAAAUUGGAAAUUCUGUUGUGCAUUCCAAAUAUCACGAUGGAUCUCAGGAAAUGACUUAAUGUCAGUGAUAAUUUUAUAACUUAAAGCAAAAGAGUAACCUUUUCCGGAUGUCAUUUUAAUAAUGAUUAUUCCACAAUGUUGUUAGAUUGCGUUCAAUAUAAUUUUCACCAUGUUUUACACAAGUGAAACUAACCAACGCUGAACACAUUGAGAUCAGCUAUGCCAUAAUGGAGUCGACCGUGACUUCACUCUUCCCAUUAUUUAUUAGUCAAACUUUUUAUUAGUAGUUUUUAUAUUAAUAAUUGUAAAUUUUUGCUCCUCAAUUUUUCUGUCCUCCAACUUUGAUUCAUUAACAUUAGACGAUGCUUCAUGUUUAACGCUUUUUUAUAAUGUAAAAGUAUGUUCUCCAUUUACUGAGUCUACUCUCAGUAGCCUUUAUUAACCUGCAAAGAAACACACUUUCCUGUGAGAAAUGCAAAAGUGUUUCAGGGUAAAUGCAAUAACAACCAUUAAUAUCAUGGUUGUGCAAAAAAAUUACACAAAAGCUGAUUAAAUGGAAGUGAAUCUAUUUUUUUUGUA